CAUAGGCGUCAGCAUUUUUUGAGCUCCCCAGGUGUUUCCAAUUUGCAGAAAUUUGGGAACGGCUGCCGUUUGGCUUACUGAUGUGUCAUAAUAACAUUUGCCCAUCCACCUAUCUUUACCAGAGAUGGAACCUGGAUGCCUCAUGAGCGAAUGAAAGCCAGAUAACUAAGGUGCACAUUUUUCUGUCUCAUCUCGUGGCUCGCAUCCAAAUCUCUUCAAAUCUCUUCAAGGGGAGAGGGAUGGGAGGGAGUCCUGACCCCUACUGCCUGCGCACAGCUGUUAAGGUUUAAGGAGACCCUUAGGUAUAUAGGGAGGGCUGACACUUCCACUUGCAGCGACUGCUGGGCCUGCCAGAGGAGAAGCCGAGAGCCGGGAAAACCAGCCCUUCCGGGGCGCUGGGCUCGGGACAGAGGCCGAAGACGCGCCGGGAGGGAAGACCGGCAGCUGGAUCGUCCCCUGGGGCCGUACAACGGCCUGGCCCGCGCGGCUCGGGUGGGCGCUGUCUGUGUGCGCGCUUUGCCCUUGCCCGCCCUCCCCGCUGCGACCCCAGCCUAGGGCAGGAGCAGAGCCCAGGCGCAGUGGCCCGGGGCGAGGAGGGCCCGCCCCGCCGCUCGCCGCCAUGGAGUCAUGGCCGCCUGGCGCCUCUGGGCCCGCGGAGGCCGGGCGUCGCCUGCGCGCCUUGCGCGGCGCCGACUUGGCGGCCUCGGCCUCGUUGCUGAGCGGGGCCGGGGCCGAAGCCGGGUGCAGCGCGCCGGCCGUGGCGGCCGUUUUGCCGGCGGGGGGGAGCGGGGAGAGGAUGGGCGUCCCCACCCCGAAGCAGUUCUGCCCCAUCCUGGAGAGGCCGCUCAUCAGCUACACCCUGCAGGCCCUGGAGAGAGUAUCUUGGAUAAAGGACAUUGUUGUGGCAGUAACUGGAGAGAACAUGGAAGCAAUGAAGUGUAUUAUUCAGAGGUACCAGCAUAAAGGCAUCUCUCUGGUUGAAUCUGGAGUGACCCGCCACAGGUCAAUUUUCAAUGGACUAAAAGCACUGGCAGAGGAUCAGCCCAACUGUAGACUCUCAAAGCCAGAAGUAGUGAUUAUCCAUGAUGCUGUGAGACCAUUUGUGGAGGAAGAUGUCCUCCUUAAAGUUGUCACAGCUGCUAAGGAACAUGGGGCUGCAGGAGCAAUCCGACCUCUUGUAUCUACUGUCAUCAGUCCAUCUGUAGAUGGCUGCUUAGACCACUCACUGGAACGUGCGAGACACAGGGCAAGUGAAAUGCCACAGGCCUUUCUAUUUGACGUGAUCUAUGAAGCAUAUCAGCAGUGUAGUGACUAUGACUUGGAAUUUGGAACUGAGUGUUUGCAUUUGGCUCUAAAAUACUGUCACAUCAAAGCCAAACUUAUAGAAGGAUCUCCUGACCUCUGGAAGGUGACCUACAAACGAGAUCUGUAUGCAGCUGAAUCGAUUAUUAAGGAAAGAAUUUCACAACAAAUUUGUGUAGUUAUGGACACAAAAGAAGAUGAAGAACAUGUAGGUUAUCGUCUUGAAGAAAUGCUAAAAAAUGAAUUAAAUCAUGUAAAAGUCACAUCUGGCAGAGAUCUUCAGCAAAUCAUCUUAGAGCAAUGCUACAAUUUUGUUUGUGUGAAUGUUAUGACCUCUGAUUUUGAAGAAACCCAGAAAUUACUGAAUAUGCUUGAAGAGAGUAAUCUUUCCAUUUUAUAUCCUGUUGUUGUUAUUUCGGUGCAAUUUCUUGAUUAUGAAUCAGUACCAUUUGGUCAGAAAAUGGAAAACCUAAUGCAGAUUAGAGAAUUUGCCAAGGAAGUGAAAAAAAGAAAUAUUUUAUUAUAUGGCCUUCUCGUAUAUUACCCACAGGAUGAACAGAAGCUACAGGAAAGUUUAAGGCAAGGUGCCACCAUUAUUGCUGCCUUAAUCAAAGAAAGAAAUUCCGGACUCAUUGGUCAACUACUGGUAGCAUAAAGAACAUGAAGAAAAUUACCUACUGUGUUCUUAGAAACAUUUACCUAAGUAUCUCUUUUGUGCUUCUCUCCGAAUUGUAUAUGGUAGAAUGUUUAAGUUGUAUUUUAUGUCUUUUAUAAUUUGGAGGAUGUGAUGCUUAGGUGAACUUAAAAACUUUUUAUGCAUGUCAAAUAUAAAUUGCUUAAACCGGAAAAGAACAGAUAAGUGGAAAAUAAUAGCCUUCACAUAAAGAAUGUGUGCCUUUUCACAAAGGCAUGAAAGGUAAAAUAGAAAUAAUGAUGAGUCAGCUAAUUCUCCAAGGAAUGAGAAUUUAGGAAAUGUCAACUAUUAUCUCUCUGUUAAUUAGUAAAUCACACUAUAAUGAAACUAAUAAAUAAGAUUAAUGAGUAUUGUUAAUUCUAACAUUAUCCUCUCUCCAUGGGUUAUUUUGAAUUGCAUUCCAAUUUUUCACACCUUAAAAAAAAAGGAGAUAGCAGUGAACUCUGGUUUGAGUAUCUGUACCAUUAGCCUCACAUUACCCUAGAUCUCUAAAGGAGAUGUAAUCUCCUGCUUUUCUAAUGUUUUAAAAUUGUAUGUUUUCCUUGGUUUAUGAAAUAUAGUUUUGACUUACAUUAUUUUUAAAGGCUUCUGAUUUUUCUGAAUAACUUUAAAAGAAGACUGGAAAGCUUCAUGAAAGUGACGUUAUUUUGGUUAAUCUUAAGUUAGUCUUCUUCUAAAAGGAAGAGAGUCCAUUGCACAUAAAAUAAUUUUCUUUUGAUACGGGUAACUGCUGCCUUUUUAAAUCGAGUUCUUAUUCUUUCAAAUUUCCACUGGUAUAUACAUCUUAAAUAUUGAUGAUUUUUCCCUUACCUUAUAUUUUACAGUUUUGUCAAUCCAGUCAUUAGAGAUGCCUUUUAUUCUAUAUAUACACUUCAUAAAAACACAUAGAUCAGAUUAUGCCAGGGCUUAGGCUGCACGUGGGAACUAUAGAAAUUGCAUGAAAUGUUUUCAGUUAAAGAUAGACUACGAGGGCUUCCCUGGUGGCGCAGAGGUUGAGAGUCCACCUGCCGAUGCAGGGGACAUGGGUUCGUGUCCCGGUCCGGGAAGAUCCCACAUGCCGCGGAGCGGCUGGGCCCGUCAGCCAUGGCUGCUGAGCCUGUGCAUCCGGAGCCUGUGCUCCACAACGGGAGAGGCCACAACGGUGCGAGGCCCGCGUACGGCAAAAAAAAAAAAAAAAGACUACAAAAUAUCUACCUUGUGCAGUCUCUUCUUAACAUGUUGGGUGAUUUUGCCUUCAUUUCUCAAGUAUCCAUAAUAGUAGGAGAGUUUAUAUUUUACAUUUAAAUAAUAGUGAGUAGAAUAUAGAGGAAAUGAAGUAAUUAUUGCAAUUCAUUCUCCUAAAUGAAAUGUGUUGUUUGAAUGAAUGUAGGCUUAGAUCUCAAUUCCUGGGCUCGCCACUUUUUCUCUCUUUCUCUAGGGAUUUUAAGAAAUAUAAAUCAUUUAAUUAAAAAUCUUGAGGGUGGAAAUAUAUGGGCAGUGUGUGGAUUUUGGUUAGAAUGUCUGUUGUCGUUAAGGCAGGUUGGCUACGUUGUAAAAGGUCAUAGGUGUGUGUUUUGACAUCUUCAGGUGGAAAUGUUUUAAGAAUUUGAAAUGUGCUCAUAAAGGCAAAAGGGGAAAAGUUACGAAGAUUUUAAGGAGAAAAUCAGUGCCUUUAGGUACGUGAUGGGAAACUAGGCAGUCUCUGGCACAAGCAUCACUGUAUCUAUUGAGUAAUGACUGAGUUACCUUAGAUUUCAACAGAAGGGAAUAUUAUACCAGACAAGAAUUUAUCUUGGGACAGUUAGUAUGCCUUUACCCUAGGCAAUUGUAAACAUUUAGUGUUAUGAGAUUUAGUUAAUAAAAUAUUAAGAUGACGAUGUCUGAAAUCAUCAUCAUCAUCAUCAUUAUGGCAUUUAAUUUUUUUCUUUAUAGUUUACAAAGUGAUUCACAGCAUUGAAAAUAAUUUAAAGAAAUCUCCUCACAUCCUUUACAAUUUAGAUGGAAAUUGAGGCUCAGGGAUCCUCACUACCUUCUCCAAAGACACAUGUUAAACUCAGGACCACGGAGAAUAAGUUUUAAGCUCAUUUCCUCUAUAACAAUGAUUGCAGGCAAAGGACAUCCAGCAGAGAGGCCUUCGGAAAUGAGCCAGAGGCUCCGAAUGAGCGUUGGAGGAAUGGACGAGGAGGGACAGAUCAGUCCAGUGACCUGAGGAAAGUCCUGAAGCUUUUGGCUUUCCAGCCAUCUUUCCAACAUACAGAAAUUGUAGCUAAGGAUAAAGGGAAUGAAGAGAAUUAUUGGCCAGGAAGGAAAGAUAAAUUAAUUGAUUAUUUUAUUUGUUAAGAGAUCCAGAGGCAACUUUACAGUUAUAUAUUCAUCUCCACUUUGGGAAACUUAAUUACUUUCAUGAAAACUGUCCAUUUUCACUUUACUUUUCAAAAUCCCUUUAAAAAUUAUACUAAGUAUGCCUGAGGGUUGCUGAAAUUGCUUUCUACCUGUGCAAAUUUUGUGGAAAGGAUGUUUUCUUUUUAAAUGUAUGCUACUUAAUUACAUGCAAUUUAAAGUUAACCUUUUUAGGAAGUUAACACAGCAUGAUCGGUAGUUUGAUUAAUGACGUAUUGGUAAGAGGUAGUAUUUUUUUUUUCAUGAGAGUGCUCAAUUUGAGAGAUGACUUCUUGCAAAUAGACUCAACUACAGAUGAAAGUCAGACCCCUAUAUUCUACCAAGACCUCAGACCCCUAUAUUCUACCGAGAGCCAUUCUUAUUGUGGUCACUUUAAGCAUUUUGCAUUGGUUUACCAGGAAAACGCUCUUUUCCUAUGCUAGUUUACUGUACAUUUGACCCUUGAACAGCACAGGUUUGAAUUGCACUGGUCCAAUACGUGUUUUUUUUUCAGCAGUAGCUAGGAAGGAACCAUGGAUACAGAAGACUUACUAUAAAUUAUGCACAGAUUUUUGACUGCUGGGAGGGUCAACAGCUUUAAUCCCUGUGUUGUUCGAGGGUCAUCUGUAAUUAUACCUAUCAAAUUUUACGUUUUAUAUAUAUAUAAAUACAAUAUUGAUUUUAUAAAAAUCAAGUUGUAGUACAUUUUCUUAUGUUAAAUAUGUAAAUUUUACUUCAUUUUAAUAUUGAAACUAACUAUAUCAAGAAAACAUGAUAAUAGUUUAAUUAAAAUGUGAAGAAAGCCGUUUGAGAUAAGAAAGAUUGAAAUUGUUUUAAAAGUUUAAUUCAAAAAUAAACAGAAUAAAUGAAAAAUACAUAUUGUUUUAGGGUUUAUUAAUAUGGUUUAAAAUACGUGGACAAGAAGUGGCUGUGUAGCUGGUGUUUGGCAUUGUAACAUUAAUAGAUGUUCUUGUGUGGUUUUAGUUUCAAAACUGUGAAAAGGUAUGGAUCUUUUUCAAUGAAAAGUAAGAAACUACCAUUAAAUAUUUUAAAUGUUCUCUUUACACAACAAAAUGUAGGUAAUUGAUAACUAAAUUAUUGAUAUUUUAAAAUCUAAUGACAAUUUUCAUUGAUAUUUAGUGUAUAUGUACAUAUUUUUCAAACUGACUCAGUCUCAACUGAAUAACUGAACAGAACAUUCUCAAAAUAUAAGUGUGAUCUUUUACAUUAGAGGAAAAUAGAAUUUGAGAUUCAGAUAUAUUAUUCUGUAAAAUAUAUUAAAAAUUUGCAAAACCAGAAGUCUCAGCCAGAUUUUUUCUCUUUCCCUCAUAUUUAGCAGGUUUACCAGCAAUUACUGUGGCAGCUAAGGAUAUAAAAGCUAUACUUAGGCACAGUGGAAAAGAAUAUUGUGACCACUUAAUAAUGUCUGCAUGGGUGUGGUGGGUUGAAUUACUAUUUAGCAAUAUUCUUUCCCUCCAUUUAGUUUCCAUAUGAGGAAUAUAUGUCCACUUCAUGACUUUGGGAUUCAUCCUGUGACCUGCUUUGACCAACAGAGUGAGUCACAAGUGGCAGUGCACCGCUGAGACUAGGCUUAAGAGACCCUGCAUGUUGCUGCUUGCUCUCUCCCACUUCUGCCACCACCAUGAUGUACACACCCCGCCUGGCCUGCUGCCUCCCAAAGGAAAAACGAGAGCCGGGAUCACCUGACCUCCAGCUAAUUAACAAAUGGAUGCAGAAGCCCAGCUGAGAUCAGCAGGGUCUCCAGCAGACAGGUUGUGUGUUUGAAACAGCUCCUAAGCCUGAGGGUCUGCAAGCUGCAGGAAGACGAGACCGCCCGGGGCAGCCUGCAAGCCGUGAUUCUUGCCACGAACCCUGCUGCUGCUGUUGUGGAAUCCGGCUUCCCCCACCGUCCUGCAGCACGGACAUUUAGGACCACUGGCAUUCAUCUGUGAUGCCUGAGAAAUUCAUAUUCUGGUCAAAGGAGAAAAUGAAGAAAGAUGCGUCAAUAAGCAUCAGAAAAGUGAAAGAAACAACCCAAACAAAAGGCUGAUUCUCAUGGCUACAGACAGAGCUAAAAUUAAGUGGGAAUUGGAAGAACAGAGGAGAAAAACUGGAUUUUUGCCACCAAUCUUCAUCCUUCCCUAACCCUGAAGACCAUUUUUCAAGACUGUGGCAAUACAGGUCUCCUUAGAAAUAACUGAUGAGAUAGAGGAACAAAGAAUACAAGCCAAAUGUCCUGUAAAUCUCGGAGCAGAAGCUCUCUGACCCAAGCAGACAUUGUUAUGACAUCCUGUAUCAGGAUUCAUAAAAUUCCCGAAGGUAACCACAUAUUUCAGGCCAAGGAUACCUCUGGAAACAUUUGUCAUUUGUUCAGCUUUUAAGAAUGGCUUUGUGUUAGAUUUGCAUGAAUGGCAUUGAAUAUUAUAGUUUUGGUAAAUGACCUAACUGUCGAGAGUAACAUAAUGUAAAUGGUUUGUUUCAAAAUAACAUUUUUCUGUACCUUAGUAGCUUCUUAAACCUUCAGCAAUGUUAAUAAUUCGAUUUGGAGACAUGUCUGACUGGGAGAAAAUUCUAUCUCCCAUGAGUCACUUCAGUCACCUUCCUAGUUGAUGGGGCAAAAGUACCCAUUUCAAAAGUGAGUGUAGAAGCACCGCAGAGUGAAUGAAGAGCUGGACGAGGAAGUUGAAGACUGGAUGCUAAGUCUUGGCUCUGUCACUUAGCAUAUAUGUGAUACUGGCUGAGUUAUAAGUAGCUGUUCUGAUCCUCAGUGUCAGAACUUGUAUUUAUGAUUCUCCCUACCUGACCUGCCUCCUCAGGAAUAAGAUAAUGAACAUGAAAUCUCAUUAUACUCCAAGAUGCCAAACACGUUUGAGAUGUUACACUCAAGUAUCUAGGUAGAUGUCAAAGAACUCGAGAAUGAUGUCAUUCAGAAACAGGAUUUGGAAGGAUAAUGGCUAUGAAAAUAAAAAGAUGAGAGAAUGGUGAUUGGAAGGGAAGAAGAAGCACUUACAAUAUUAGCAGAAUCAGAAGUCCUAAAGUGAAAAUCUGCAACUAGGAGGAAAGAAAGACGAGAAUGCUGUAACCACUUGUGACUUUUGUUCCUUUGGCUAAGAACUACAGUGUGUUUUUUAAGUGAAGUCUGCUGUUGCUUAAGAUUGUCAAUGAGUGAGCCCGGGAAGAGCUAUCCUAAGCCCGGGAAGAGCUUAUUAUAAGCCCGGGAAGAGCUAUCCUAAAAAGGCUUUAUUGGCUGACUGUUCUGGAAUGGUGAUCAAUUAAAAAUAUUUUUACCUGUGCCCUUGACUAAGACAGUUUUGCUGAGCCUAGAUGUUGUAGCCAAGAAGAAAAAGCAGGGCUUCCCUGGUGGCGCAGUGGUUGAGAGUCCGCCUGCCGAUGCAGGGGGCGCAGGUUCGUGCCCCGGUCCGGGAGGGUCCCACAUGCCGCGGAGCGGCUGGGCCCGUGAGCCUUGGCUGCUGGGCCUGUGCGUCCGGAGCCUGUGCUCCGCAACGGGAGAGGCCACAACAGGGAGAGGCCCACGUACCGCAAAAAAAAAAAAAAAAAAAAAAAAAGGAAAAAAAGAAAA
Molecule: messenger RNA, 7934 nt
Organism: Orcinus orca (killer whale)
Lineage: Eukaryota; Metazoa; Chordata; Mammalia; Artiodactyla; Delphinidae
Gene: CRPPA
Product: CDP-L-ribitol pyrophosphorylase A
Exons: 13
Coding region: 620-1957 (445 amino acids)
Biological process (GO): isoprenoid biosynthetic process; protein O-linked glycosylation via mannose
Cellular component (GO): cytosol
Molecular function (GO): D-ribitol-5-phosphate cytidylyltransferase activity
Source: RefSeq, a predicted model, not a curated record